AUGGCCAAAUCUCACGAAACCGAACUUCCAAUCAAAGCUUUUGGCUGGGCUGCUACUGACACUUCUGGCAUACUCUCUCCGUUUCAUUUCUCCAGAAGGGAAAAUGGCGAAGAUGAUGUAACAGUUAAAAUUCUGUUUUGUGGUGUUUGUCAUUCUGAUCUACACACUAUCAAGAACGAUUGGGGUUUCACUACUUACCCUGUUGUUCCCGGGCAUGAGAUUGUUGGCGUUGUGACAAAAGUUGGAGACAAUGUGAAAAAUUUCCGUGCCGGGGAUAAAGUUGGUGUUGGUGUAAUGGUGGAAUCUUGUCAAACUUGUGAGAAUUGCCAGCAGGAUCUAGAGAAUCACUGUCCUAAAAUUGUGUUCACCUAUAACUCUCCUUAUAAGGGGACAAGAACCCAGGGGGGCUAUUCUGAUUCUGUGGUUGUUCACCAGCGCUAUAUACUACAGUUUCCUGACAACUUACCCCUUGAUGCUGGUGCUCCGCUGUUGUGUGCUGGGAUCACCGUGUAUAGCCCGAUGAUAUAUUAUGGCAUGACUGAGCCAGGCAAACAUUUGGGAGUGGCAGGGCUUGGUGGGUUAGGUCAUGUUGCAAUCAAAUUUGGCAAAGCAUUUGGGCUGAAGGUUACCGUCAUUAGUACCUCUCCAAACAAAGAAAGAGAGGCCAUUGACAAACUUGGGGCUGAUGCUUUCCUUGUUUCCAGUGAUCCUGAAAAACUGAAGACUGCUGCAGGAACCAUCGAUUAUAUCAUAGACACUAUUUCUGCUGUUCAUCCUCUGUUGCCACUGCUUGGCCUGUUGAAGCUGAAUGGGAAACUGGUCACUGUGGGGUUGCCUAACAAGCCCCUUGAGCUCCCUGUUUUUCCGUUAAUUGGAGGACGGAAGCUUAUAGGAGGGAGCAACUUCGGAGGGAUCAAGGAGACUCAGGAGAUGCUGGAUUUCUGCGGCAAGCACAACAUAACUGCUGAUAUUGAGCUGAUUAAGAUGGACCAAAUCAACACAGCAAUGGAAAGGCUUAGCAAAGCUGAUGUCAAAUAUCGCUUUGUGAUCGAUGUCGCUAACUCUUUCUCAAGUUUGUAG
Lathyrus sativus (Indian pea) is the source of this 1080-nucleotide messenger RNA. The record is from the annotation of a GenBank genome assembly. Lineage: Eukaryota; Viridiplantae; Streptophyta; Magnoliopsida; Fabales; Fabaceae.